GCCUGAGAAGGUGUCCUACUAACCUAUCUCGCCUAUUUCUAACUGACUCCCAUAGAGCCUUCUGUUGUCCUACUCUUUCUAAUACCUCUUCAUUUCUAACCUUCUCUAUCCACGGUAUCUCCACCAUUCGUUGUAACGCUACAUUUUAAACACUUCUAACCUUUUCUUUUCCAACCUCAUGUAAUAAUUGCGCGAUACUGGAAGAAUGUGAGUGAUAACUGAAGUCUGAUCAGUACUUCUAAAACAAUUAAGGCAGAAGAAGGUACAUGAAAAAGAAAUAGAAUGAGUCAUCAUACACCACAAAGUGAUAUACAUAAAUGUGAGGGCAAUGACCUUAUGGAAAACCCCAACUGCUCCAGCAAUGAUGACCAGGAUUAUUUAGUGUAAUUGUGUAAUGCAGCGUCACUAUAUGCUGUAGUGGAGUUCUGUACGCUAAUAAGGGCAAGGAAGGAAUGCAUAGACUGUUAUUUAUUACGGCGUUGGACGCCGGUAAUGGUACAAUUUGCAAAAGCAAUGAAAGUACAUCCUGGCUUUGCUCAGAAGCCUUGAAUAAUGUUACAUCAAAAGAGAAACAAAAGACACCUCAAGAAUCAAAACGGCCCCUCAGAGUAAGUUAUUCAGCAUCAGCGGAGUCUGCUGGGCCCACAAGGGUUGCAAGUUUCUAUUCGACCGCAAGUGCGAAUUUCGGUGGUUCCAGACCAUCAUCAUUUAACUACGACAUUGCGACCGCCAUUAAUUUAGAGUCAACAGGAAGAGUGUCUUCCAUAAGGAGAGAAACUAAAACAGCCCAAACUCUUAGUAUAGUCGUCGGUGGCUUUGUAGUCUGUUGGUUACCGUUUUUUGUGUAUUACAUUUUGACGCCUUUUCUGCCUAGUACUGAAGUAAACAAAAGUCCACUGAUGCCUUACUUUACCUGGUUGGGGUGGCUUAAUUCCGCUAUAAAUCCUUUUAUUUACGCAUUUUACGCGCCUGAUUUCAGACUGGCUUUCUGGAGGCUUACGUGUAAACAUUUUUCUAAACAAAGAAGAGCUGACGUUCUCGUUCAACACAAAUAAGAAUAUAAAAUUAAAAUAAGUUACUUAUAGUCAAUCAUUAGAUUAUAACAAAUUAAUACAAAAAAUUUACAGUAACAACUGCACAAGUUUUACUUUAUUUUUUAUGAAAAUGAGAAAUUAAAACGCUCAACAUCAGUAAAAGGUUUUUCGAAUUACAUAAACAAUUGCAGUUGGCAGAAUGUUCCAAAACCAAAAUUGUCUUUUGAUUAUGUUAGUUGUUCACUGAAGCCAAUGAUCAACUAUUGAAAGAACCAUACUGAGCAUUAUGAAGGGGGGAGAGAAGGUGGAUUUUGUUAAAGAUACCCUCUCAAUGAGAAGAAUUUUCCGACUGAAAAUUGAUUGCAUCUACACAUUACUAGAAUGUCUUUGUGUAAGCAAUAGGUAUGUCCCUACAUACUGAUGUAUGAAAAUUACAAGUUACAGUCGAACUCCCGGAAUAUGUCAACUGCGGUACGAAAACGCUGUCACUCAGUACAAAGGUGUAGGGAUGUUGUCACACCCUUUAAAUCCCUCCUAUCGAACGGUACGUCUCUGACGUUUAAAUAAACGUUUUUUUGCAAAGUUGUGUACACUUGCCAUUAAUAUUAAAUUGAUGUACCUAACCUAACCUAAUAUGUCAUUUUCUUAAUCUCAUACGUUUGUAAGUACUUUUACAAUUACUAUUUCUUAUCGACGUAAC
Molecule: messenger RNA, 1734 nt
Organism: Agrilus planipennis (emerald ash borer)
Lineage: Eukaryota; Metazoa; Arthropoda; Insecta; Coleoptera; Buprestidae
Product: 5-hydroxytryptamine receptor 1D-like
Exons: 2
Coding region: 453-1055 (200 amino acids)
Biological process (GO): adenylate cyclase-activating adrenergic receptor signaling pathway
Cellular component (GO): membrane
Molecular function (GO): G protein-coupled receptor activity
Source: RefSeq, a predicted model, not a curated record